CCCAGCAAAGUUUAGUUCAUUCUGGAAAUGUCUGUGUUUCUGGGAGUAGAAUAUAUAAGGUGUGUGUUCUGAUUGCUGCAGCAGAUCAGAGACUGAAGACUGGGAGAUCACAUCAGUCAGUUUGAGAGAAGUGAGAGAAGAGGCAGAGACAAUGCUGAGCUGUCGGGCUUUCCACCCUUCACGUCUGUGUCAGCAGCCUGUGUACACAUUCUGGCCUGUUCCACACAGGGUCUGUGAGCCGCUUGAAUGCAACACGUGGAAACAGGUGGAAGAAGCGAGAAAGAGCAUGAACUUCAUGGAGCGUGUUCUUGAGCAGCUGGCAAAAGAAUUUUGGGAGGAAAAAGCAAGAAAUCAGGACAACAAACCUGAUGAUAAUGAAGAAGGUAGAAGACAACCAGAGGACAAGGAGGGAGAUGGCUUUUCUCUGUCCCUGGAUGUCCAGCGUUUCUCCCCAGAAGAACUGAAGGUGAAAGUACUUGGAAGAAAAGUGCUGGUGAUAGGGAAACACGAGAAGAAAAGUGAUGAUGGCAAUGGCUCUUCCAGCUACAAAUAUGAAGAGUUCAGGAAAGAAUUUCAGCUGCCAGAAGAUGUCGAUGCUGAAGCUGUUAACUGCUGUUUGUCACAGGACGGUCGGUUAAAGGUUCAAGCCCCAUGCCUGGCACUGCCAGCUGUGAAUGAACAAACCCUGCCCGUCAACAUCACCUUGGAUACAACAACCAGUCCCCGACUAAAUCCUGGCCAAGAGGCACAGAAACUGGAGAGUGGGAAUGAUGCGAAGAAAAGUGAGGAGGAAGUAAAAAUGGACAAUUAAAACUCAUUUACUACGAUCUUCUGUAAGAUCUAAGAAUUCUUCAUUUGCAGAAAUGAAUUUCUGAGACCAUGUUAUGAAGGCAUAAUCUGAAAAUGAAUUGUUAAAUGGUAUUUCUGUACUGCACUGUUAACAGCAUUCAUGUGGAUUUUUUUAUAUAGAUAUGUACUUGGAAAAAUAAUUACUUUUGAAAAUAAUAUUGAUGAUUCAGCUUUUUUCCUUCAUAUAAAGAAACUAAUACGACAUAACUGAAAAACUAGUCACUUAGUUCCUGUAUUCUCAGUGAAGAAAAACACAUUUUAGUUUGGAUUCCCCUAAAACCCAGAGCAAAAAUUCCCUAUUGCAAGAUCUGCCUGAAAUUGAACUCAGUUCGUUAAAAAAAUAUAUCAAACUUUUGCCAGGAUCCAGUGAACAAAAUCUCUGUAUUACCCUGCAACCUCACAAUGAGCAGAAGCAACAGCUUAUCUUCCAACACAGACACCAGACUGGACACCAGUCAUUUAUUGGAUGGUGGAAUCCUCUUCCUUUGGGGUUACCUGUUUGAUAUAAGUAACUGGGAGGAAAAUCAAAGUUGCUUGCAUUCUAAGCAGCUUUUAUAAAGUUUGUGUGAAAUAAUAUUACUGAACCUGUACUAUUGAACAUAAGAACAUAAAGAAUGGGAGCAGGCACAGGCCAUUCGGCCCCUCAAGCCUCCUGCACCAUUCAAUUACAUCAUGGUUUACCUAAUUCUGGCUGUAAUUCCACCUUUCUCUCUGCCCCCCCCGCAACACUUGACUCUAUUGUCAAUCCAAAAUCCAUCUAACAGCCUUGAAUAUACUCAAAGACCCAGCUCUACUGCUCACUGUGGAAAGAGUUCCAAUCACAAAUGUCCCUCUAAGAAAUUUCUCUGUAUCUCCACCUUAAAUGCCAGACUCCUUAGUUUUAAAGUGCUCCCAAGAUCCUAAUUUCCUCCCAAGGGGGAUCAUCCUCUCAGCCUCUAUCCUGUCAAGCCUCAAAGAAUCUUAUACGUUUCAGUAAGGGAUCUGUAUCUUACUGGGUCAGUGUGAUGUGUAAUAUUUCUUGCAAUGUCAGUCAGCAGUUAUAUUCCUUCAGCAAAUUUAGUGGAUUAUGCUGAUGGAGAAAUAGCUCAUGUGUUUAGGUUGAUGCUGGGCAGUGGGAAACAUCAACAAUCGUAUCACAGUUUGUGGAAUACAUGAGCAAUGCCACAGCUUAUUCAUUGGUCAAAAUGUUAAAUGGUGUAAAAAUGUAAAUUCUGACCAUGAACAUAUACUGAACCUGGAAUCCAUUUGAUCGUAAUGCUGCCAAAACACACCUGAGAAUAAGGAUUUAUGUUGCUGUUCAUAUGACACUCUUGUGUGUGAUGGAAACUGUCAUUUACCAAUUUAGGAAGUUAUGAUGUUCGGAGGUCUGCAACAACAUUAAUAGA
Molecule: messenger RNA, 2234 nt
Organism: Carcharodon carcharias (great white shark)
Lineage: Eukaryota; Metazoa; Chordata; Chondrichthyes; Lamniformes; Lamnidae
Product: heat shock protein beta-11-like
Exons: 1
Coding region: 152-811 (219 amino acids)
Biological process (GO): response to heat; protein refolding
Molecular function (GO): protein folding chaperone
Source: RefSeq, a predicted model, not a curated record